This is a messenger RNA of Stomoxys calcitrans (stable fly), 1298 nucleotides long. It is a transcript of the gene Fibp, whose product is annotated as acidic fibroblast growth factor intracellular-binding protein. Gene Ontology annotation, cellular component: nucleus. The coding region runs from base 82 to 1161 and encodes 359 amino acids. The record is from RefSeq and is a predicted model, not a curated record. Lineage: Eukaryota; Metazoa; Arthropoda; Insecta; Diptera; Muscidae. The transcript is spliced from 8 exons.
UGACAGGCACAAUUUAAUGUUUAUUAUUUUUUGCGUUUAAUUAUUAUACUUGUAUUGGAUAAAUAAAUAAUAAAAAACAAGAUGUUAGCUGAUGUUGAUGUUUUCCUUACCAACUAUACAAUAGUCGAUCCCGAAAUUUACCAGCUUUGGAUUGAAGGAUUUUCUUCCACUGAAGCAGUUUGCUAUCUGAAACAAAAAGGUUUUGGUCAUUUAAUGGGAGUUCACAUAGAUUUAAUAACUUCGGAUGUUCUGGAUCAUUAUCGCACAUAUUCUCUUAUUGAGCGUCUAUUGCAUUCACCUAUCAAACUAAUAGAACAAUCAUGCUUUCAAUUGGAACCCGAAACUCGCGAUCUAAUCAUUGAAAAGUAUUAUUCCAUAGAUGAUGCGGUGGCACGUGAAAUUCUAGGCAAGAAAUUGUCUUCUCGUUAUCGCAAGGAUUUGGAUGAGGUAGCCGAAAAGACUGGAGUCAAACUAAAGUCAUGCAGGAGACAAUUCGAUAAUGUCAAACGAAUAUUCAAGGCCGUGGAAGAACUGCCGGGCAAUAUUACCAAUAAUAUUAAGCAAUUAUUUAACAUACCCGAAGAAUUGGCGAAAAAAUAUGCCUCCAUAGUAUUUUUGGCCUGUUUGAGAUUCGAAACUUCAAAGAAAAAAUUACAAUAUCUAAGUUUUAAUGAUCUAUUUGCUUGUUCCCAAGCGGUAAUGAUAUAUUGGACAUAUACCUAUCAACAUAGUGGACCAGAGUAUUAUGAUACUGAAAUGGAUAAGGAAUUCUUAUUGGAUUUACGAGAGUUGAGAUGUUUGCUGGACAAGGAAAAGGAAAUAAAACAUUUAGUUUGUCUAAGAUUGAAACCGAUUUUAUUAGAAAGAGCUUUUCAUGAAUUGGACACGAAUUUUAGAUCUUAUUGGCGUUCUUUGAUAAGCAUUGCCGUUAAUUUACAUCGCACCCGAGAGUUACGUGAUUUAUAUGUGGAUUUGUGUGAGAAGUUAAUUGAACCUUGGCGUCAAAAUGGUUGGGCACGUGAUCAUGUUAAUAAAUUUUUGGCUGCCAUUACACAAAGUGUUUUAGAUUUGGAAAUAUCUAGAGAUCAAGAGACACGCUGCCUAUGGGAUCGUUAUAUGCAAGUUAUCAGUAUUUGCUUGGAUAAAAUGCAUCAUGCUUAGAGUUAUUUGGUUUUUAGUGAUUUUUUUUUAAUUUUAAUGUUUUUAUGGCUUCCCUACGUUAAAUUUGUUUAUAAUAAAAUUAAAAAUAAUUAUAGAUUAUAAAAAGAGCGCAAUAAUAAUAAAAUUCAAAACGAUAA